AACAGUUCUAAAUAAAAUCCAAUCAAGCCCUGAAGACAGUGAGAGAAGAGCACAUCUUGGACCUGACGCCGUGAUAUCAACAGCCAUUGUGCCAGUCUCUGAAAAUAUGAGCGAUGAGAGUCCAAUGAAAUGGGAAAGUCCUCUCAGAAAAGAGCUCCAGACAGAUGAGGACUCUGUUGUUGACCCUCCAAUGCACAGUGCUGAGGGGAACACUGAAGCUGGUAAUAAGGGUGUUUCACACAUGGUUUCGGCUGAUGCCUUUGUACUCUCAUCAGGAGAAAUGAAGGAUGUUUUUAAUAAGGAAAAGGAAAGCCCUCAUGAUUGUGAGCUCCAAAAACCUGAGGACUUUUCUGUAUGUCUUACAGAGAGUGAGAAAGCUCUUCCUGCAGUUAGUGACCAAAAGGAAAAAAUGGCUGAUUUUGCUAAAAAGCCUGAAACUUGCCGAGAGGCAUCAUGUGUGACAUCAUCUGCAUCUCAAGAGAAUACUGUGCUGUUUAGGAGAGGCAAAUUGCAAGUGAAGCCAAAAAUCCCCAAAACAACAUCUACUAAAGAUGAUUUCUCAAGACCUUCGCAAUCUCACUUUGGGUAUAGCGAUCCAGCCACAGCUCUAAUCAUUAAACCAGCACAUCUGAUUAAAGAAGAAUCCAUUAAAGUGGAACAGAGGUCUGAUCAAGAAGAUUUCUCUGAUAUUCCAAAAGAGGAGUUCGACGGAGAGCCUUCUGUGAUUGCUUCGUCCUCACAACUUCAACAGCUUAUACCAAAAACAACAGCAUGCACUGAAUUGCAACCAGAGGAACUGAAAAUAGAGGAUGGGCAUGAGGAUGCUGCACACGUGGUGGUGUCUGAUAUAUCGGUGCCGGUUUCUGCUGAAAUGGAAGAUGGUGAUCAUAUGGCGAGUGGAAGUUCCAUCCAAAGCAGUCUUCACAUGGGUGCCGUCGCUACAGAAGAAGACCAGGAAAAGCAUUCACAUGAGGGUGUUUCACACAUACUGCUGACUGAUAUAUUGCUCCCCGUCUGUGAGGACAUGAAAGAUGAUCUGAGCAAGGAAAGGACAACAACUGGAAAGAGAAGCCCACUUGUGGCAGAAAGAUCACAGGUGAGAGAGGAUCCAGAUACUGUACACCUGUCAUGUGCAGUGACACAAUCAUCAAACGAGGGACCAUCAGUAUCACCCAAGAGGAAAAGACAGACUCAGGCAAAAGGCAAGUUAUUGGUAGAGAUGACGUUUCCCAAAAGGAAGACUGGAGAUUCCCCUAAGAGUGACGAGCAAUCACAAACCAUUCCUUCGUCAACCUUAAUGUCAGAGUCAACACAAUGUAGUGCUGAGACAUGUGCUGGCUUGCUGCCCAUUGGCUCAGAGGACCGUGAGGAGGCAUGUGGGAGUGUUUCUCACAUGGUGCUCUCUGAUAUUUUGGUGCCUGUAUUGGAUGAGACUGCAGAAUGCAGCCUUCACAAAGACUCUUUCCCAGCUGGUCUUAGAGAAGAUGCAGUUAGUGUCGAGAAGUCAAAAGAUAUUGAAAGACCAACAAAUACUGAAACAGAAGAGAUGGCUGCGAGUCAGUCUGUGGCAGUGGAAUGGAAAACAGCUGGCUGUAGGAGAGGCACACUGCAUCCUGAAUUAUCAAAAAGAAAAGAUGACUCUUUAGAAACUGACCUCCGUCAGCCCACCUCUACACAGACCCUUUCAGCUACACCUCAGCAGUCCCUGGACCCUCAAGCAGCAGAGUGGUCCCUCAAAAGCAAUAUGCUGCCCAUGGACUCAGAUGAGAUGGAGAACUGGUGUGAAGGAGUUUCCCACAUGUUGCUGUCAGAUGCAUUUGUGCCUGUUUCUGAAGAGAUUGGAGAGAACAGCAUGGACCUGAAAGUGUGUGUCUCAAGCAUUCCUCAUAAGGAUGAACAAAUCGCUCUUAGUCCGACAAAGAGUGAGGAGACAACCUCUGAAAUUUCAAGUGAAGUACACCAGUUAGACACUACUUCUGACACUACUUCUGACAUGCCAAAGUCAGAUGAGAGUCUGCCAGCAUCACAAGCAAAAAACUCACCAACAAGAAGUACAUUUCAGAUGACAUUAAGAUCACCUGAAAGACGCCUUAAAGGUCAACCUUGUGUGCUAAAGUCAACCCAAGCUGCCCCGACAACACCUCAACGAACUCAGACAUCAAAACUGAAAGAGUCCAUGGGAACUCCAACAAGACAACAAACAGGAGAGAUCUCAAGUGUGUGUCGGAUACAGCUAGAAAGGUUAUCUGUAGAGGAAAUCUGCAGUGCCCAUAGUGUCCUGCAACCAAAGCAUCACAGCACACCUGUCACUGUGAAAACCCCUUCUAGAGGGAAUGAGAUGCAUCAGGCAUCUAUGGUUUUGAAUGGAAGCAGAAGCUCUGGUUUAGAAUCCGAUGCUGAUGAGGAGCCGUCUGUGCCGUCAGGAUACUCGCCAAGGGUUGUCCUUCAUCGUAUACCAUUAACAGCUACUGAUGAGAACACGUCCACACCUACCUCGUCCCCAGCCAGAGUAUCCACCACACCCUCCCGAACAUCAGCAGAUCAUCAGUCUCCUCAGAAUAGCCCUCCUGUCUCUGAUUUGGAUGCUGAUAAGAAUCCUGUUCAAGUGUCCCACUUCUUACUGGAUGACAUCUUCACUGAAGUUGUGGAUUCGGAUUGAUUCUUAUUUGGGAUGUUCUGGUUCAAUUUCCCUGCUACUAUUCCAGUUCAUUGCACUAGAGUGAAUGAUGUGUAACACUGUUACACUUCUAAUUCUAAUUCUAAUUCUAAUGCACCUGUUAGAGAAUUGUUGGUAAUAUAAUUUAUUUAAUUAAAUUAUGUUAAUGAAGGAAAAACAUGUAUUAAUUUACUUACUGAUUUUCAGUUUAAAUAUAUUGUUCAGUGCAAAUAUAUUUGUUUUUAUGGGGACUGUGUUUCUUUUUU
Molecule: messenger RNA, 2922 nt
Organism: Cyprinus carpio (common carp)
Lineage: Eukaryota; Metazoa; Chordata; Actinopteri; Cypriniformes; Cyprinidae
Product: mucin-17-like
Exons: 14
Coding region: 107-2659 (850 amino acids)
Biological process (GO): RNA polymerase III preinitiation complex assembly
Cellular component (GO): transcription factor TFIIIB complex
Molecular function (GO): TFIIIC-class transcription factor complex binding
Source: RefSeq, a predicted model, not a curated record